ACUCAUUUCAGAAAGAGAGACGGGCAAACGCAGCCCUGGAUGGAUUAACAGAUGGGUUAAUCGAAAGAUUUUCACACAAACCAUGUGCUCCUCACAGUACAGUGGCACCGUCUGAAAGCCUCGGACAGGGAAAGUUAAGAGCUUGACAUUUUUCAACAAGCUAGUGUUCUCAUGAUCGGAGAGCACGGGAUCAUUCCUAGCUUCUGAGUUUGGAAUCACAUUUGGCAUUGGAAUAGAUGGAACUUAAAAAAAAGGAAAUCAGUAAAAGGCUGUGGAUUGCUGCAUUAUACAUGUAUGAUAACCUUUAUCACUAAGUGCAGUUCACUUAAAGACACUAAAAUAUGCUGGAUGGUUUUAAAAUGGAAGCAGGCACGCCGAAUCAAACAUCUCUUUCAUCAUUACUUGAUAUAAAUCAGAAAGCUGUGUGUGAAGGCUGCCAGAGUGUGAUCUAUGAUAAAUUUCUGCUGAGAGUUAAUGACAGUUUCUGGCACGAACAAUGUGUUCAUUGUACAGCUUGCAGAGAACCACUAAAAACCACUUGUUUUCUUAGAGAGAAAAAGAUUUACUGCAAACACGACUACGAAAAAUUGUUUGCAGUGAAGUGCAGUGGUUGUUUGGAGCUGAUCACCCCUGCAGAGUUUGUGAUGCGGGCACAGAAGAGUGUGUAUCACCUGCACUGCUUCUGCUGUUGUGUGUGUGAGCGGCAGCUGCAGAAAGGAGACAAGUUUCUGCUGAAGGAGGGGCAGCUGCUGUGUAGGAGUGACUAUGACAAGGAGCGAGAGCUACUGAAUCUCAUCAGCCCAGCAGCUUCUGACUCAGAUAAAAGUGAUGAAGAGGAAGAAAACACUGGGAAGCCUGACAAUGCAGGGAAAGGAAGGGAAGACAGAGAUCACAAGCGACCAAAACGCCCACGAACUAUCCUUACAACCCAGCAGAGACGGGCGUUCAAAGCUUCUUUUGAGGUCUCCUCUAAACCUUGUAGAAAGGUAAGAGAGACACUGGCAGAAGAUACUGGAUUAAGCGUUCGAGUGGUACAAGUUUGGUUUCAAAAUCAAAGGGCUAAGAUUAAGAAACUUGCCAGAAGGCAACAGCAACAACAACAGCAGCAAGAUCCCUACAACCCCCAAAGACUGCAUUCAGUGUCAAUGAUGGAAGGUAUCAAUCCUGACCUAGAUGGUGUGCACCCAUAUUCACGUCUGCACCAGCAGCAGAUUACAGCUAUGGAACAGGCCUUGUACAAAGUGGACUCUUUUCGUCAUGGACUAACGCCACCACAAAUGCCGGGGGAUCACAUGCUCCCAUAUGAUCGUGAAUCCCUGUUCCAUGAAAUAGACAGCGACACGUCAGUCACUAACCUGGGAGAUUAUCUUCUCUCCACGUCUGAUGCUGGACCCGGAGUGCUGAAUCCCAUCGACCAGCUCUACUCGAUGCAGGACUCUUAUUUUGCCUCAUGAGCUCUUCAUUAGAAGCAUUUCUCAAGACCUAUAUUACCACAGCUUAGAUUACAGAACGUGAAUACUUUUAAUGAAUAGAUUUACAACCAGGAUUUACAGUAGCAGAAUGCAAUUGUGCAGUACAAGAUCUGAAAUUGCUAUUUAUCUUUCAUGUUAUUUAUUAUAUGGUGAAUCAUAUUGGAUAUGAAUGUAAUAAUGGUAUAUUGCCUGGAGUGCAAUACAAAUCAUUAAAAUGCAAUAUUGUUGUUGUUAAAA
Molecule: messenger RNA, 1709 nt
Organism: Acipenser ruthenus (sterlet)
Lineage: Eukaryota; Metazoa; Chordata; Actinopteri; Acipenseriformes; Acipenseridae
Product: LIM homeobox transcription factor 1-alpha-like
Exons: 9
Coding region: 342-1454 (370 amino acids)
Biological process (GO): regulation of transcription by RNA polymerase II; neuron differentiation
Cellular component (GO): nucleus
Molecular function (GO): DNA-binding transcription factor activity, RNA polymerase II-specific; RNA polymerase II transcription regulatory region sequence-specific DNA binding
Source: RefSeq, a predicted model, not a curated record